CUUUUGGCUUGAUUUAUGAUUGUUAUUGCUGUUGUGCGUUUGCUUGGAAUACUUUCCGCAGCUGCUUCACUGCUGUCCGCCAUGGACCUAACGGCGGAUCCGUGCGAUGAUUUCUUUCAAUUUGCAUGCGGCACCUGGAACAAGAUGCAUCCCAUACCAGAGGAUCGCAGCUCGAUCAGCACCUUUGAGGUGCUCUCCGACCAGCAGCAGCUGGUGCUGCGUGGCGUUCUGGAGGAACCAGUCGAUGAGCACGACAAUGCGGCCACGGUCAAGGCGAAGGCAUUCUUCAAGAGCUGCAUGGAUCUGCCUCAGAUACGCAAGGUUGGCGUCGGCCGCCUCAAGAGGGUGUUGCGCUCCCUGGGCGGCUGGCCCGUGAUCGAGCGCGACUGGCAGCCGCCGGCGAACUUGAGCGUGGAGCAGGUGAUGGGCCAGCUGCGAUUCAACUAUAGCGAAUCGGUGAUGAUCGAGCUGUACGUGGGCGCCGACGAUAAGAACAGCUCCGUGAACAUUAUCCAGAUGGAUCAGCUGCAGUACGCGCUGCCCUCGCGCGACUACUAUCUGAAGCCGAACAGCGAGAACGAUCGCCAGGCGUACCACAAGUACAUGACCCAGAUCUCGUUGCUCCUGGGCGCCGAUCCGGCCACGGCGGCCGACGAGCUGCGCCAGGUGAUUCAGUUCGAGACGGAGCUGGUGAAUGUGUCGCUGGCGGAGGCGGAUCGGCACGACACGAGCGCCGUUUACCGUAAGCUGACGCUGCCGGAGCUGCAGGAGCGAGUGCCGGAGCUAAACUGGACGGAGUAUCUGCAGACGGCCGUCGGUCCGGGCAUUCAGCUGGACGCCAAUGAGCCGCUGGUGACCUACGGCCUGGUCUACCUGACCGAAAUGGGUCGCAUAUUGCGCGAGACGGAGCUGCGCGUCGUCCACAACUAUAUGCUCUGGCGCCUGGUCAUGUCCCUGAUGACGCACAUGAUCGACGAGUAUCAGCGGGAGCGCGUGGAGUUCCGCAAGAUCCUGCUGGGCAUACAGUCGGAGCGGACGCGCUGGUCCCAGUGCGUCGAGUGGACCAACAAGAAGCUGGGCGUGGCCGUGGGCGCUCUAUUCAUACGGGACAAUUUCAAUCAGGACAGCAAAGAGGUCGCCCUCGAGAUGAUACACAACAUCCGGGCGGCAUUCAAUGAGCUGCUCGCCGAGAACCACUGGAUGGACGACGAGACGCGCGCCGUGGCCAAAGAGAAGGCGGACUCGAUGAACGAACGCAUCGGCUAUCCGGAGGUGCUCACCAAUGUCACGGAACUGGAGCAGGAGUAUGUGAACCUGACGAUCGUGCCGGACAAUUUCCUGGACAACGUGUUCAGCAUUCUGCAGUGGGAAUCGGAGAAGCUGCUCAAUUUGCUGCGCCAGCCGGUGGACAAGGAGAAGUGGACCACAGAGCCCGCCGUGGUCAAUGCCUUCUACAAUCCUAACAAGAAUGAUAUAGUAUUUCCGGCUGGGAUUUUGCAGCCGCUGUUCUAUAGCCAGCAUUUUCCAAAGUCCUUGAACUAUGGCGGCAUCGGCGUGGUGAUCGGCCACGAGAUCACCCACGGCUUCGAUGACAAGGGUCGGCAGUUCGACAAGGAGGGCAACAUGAUGCAGUGGUGGAACAAUGCCACAAUCGAGGCAUUCCGUGAGCGCACCCAAUGCGUCAUCGAUCAGUAUUCGCGCUACAAGAUCAACGAGGUGGACAUGUUCAUGGACGGGCGCAUGACCCAGGGCGAGAAUAUCGCCGACAAUGGCGGCCUCAAGCAGUCAUUUCGAGCCUACAAGAAGUGGGAGAGGCUGAAUGGACGCGAACAGCAGCUGCCGGCGCUCAAUAUGACGCACGAUCAGCUCUUUUUUCUCAACUAUGCACAGAUCUGGUGCGGCAGCAUGCGGCCGGAGGAUGCGUUAACCAAGAUCCGUUCCUCGGUGCAUUCGCCCGGCUUUGUGCGCGUCCUUGGGCCGCUCUCGAAUUCACGGGACUUUGCGAACGCCUACAACUGUGCCGUGGGCACCACCAUGAAUCCGGCGAAGAAGUGCAGCGUCUGGUAGUCAUGAGUACACAAUCCCAAGGACACGAUCAUCAGCAUGUUCCUGACGACAACGGAUCGCGAGCGAAUCACAUCAUGAUCAUCAUCACAAACAGCGUUUGGUCAGCGAUUGGGAAUGGGAUCUGAAUCGUGAUGGGAUCCACUUGG
Messenger RNA from Drosophila navojoa, 2213 nucleotides. It is a transcript of the gene Nep1, whose product is annotated as M13 family metallopeptidase neprilysin 1. The record is from RefSeq and is a predicted model, not a curated record. Gene Ontology annotation, cellular component: plasma membrane. NCBI's taxonomy places the organism in Eukaryota, Metazoa, Arthropoda, Insecta, Diptera, Drosophilidae. Gene Ontology annotation, molecular function: metalloendopeptidase activity. Gene Ontology annotation, biological process: protein processing.